AUGGUGUCCCACGGAGCUCAAUACCACCACUACAUCCCUCGCUUUAUCCUAAAGCAAUUUGCACAUACAAACAUCGAAACAAAGGGACAGUUUCGCCUCGGAGAAGUCGGCAAGACUUGUGGCGCACAAAAUCUCUACUACAACGUGGACGACAAUGAUCCGAUGAGAAUCGAACAUCUCUUCAGCAAGCUAGAGUCCAAAACUAGCUCGAUUUUCGCCAAAAUCAGAACUGCCGUAACCGAAGGUCUAGAGCACAUCGACAUCCUUGAGAAGGACAUUCAUAUUCUCUUCAAGUUUAUAAACCUUUCCCUCAGGCGCUCCAAGCAAUACAGAGACGAGCUCAAUAAUCCUUACCGCGAGAACGACUUCAUGUUUCAACACCUAUUUGAAACCUCGAGGAAGAGUGGCCGAUCAGGCGAGCCGGGUCAAUUCUGGCUCGAGCACCUGCUCUAUCUUCUGAAAACUGAUCAUGAGGACCUCCUCACCGAUGCUGCAAGAACAGACAAUAUGGGGCCUGAAGACACUUACAAACACUUCAUCGAGAGCUACGCUCUUCAGAUCUGGAAAGCAGCCGAUGGUUACGAGUUCUUCCUCAACGAAAGACUAGUCGACUUCGAAGGUGAUACGCAAUCCUUCCUGGGAGCAGAAGUGAAAGAAACGCGGACGCAACUGAUAUGGAUGACUACUGAAGACAUGAUUCAUCUAAUACUUCCCAUCAGCCCGGAAGUGGCUGUCAUCUUUUGCAAUGAGUCACGGUGCUGGGAGUCCCCUAUCGCUGACAGUAUGCAUCGACUCAAGGAGCCGUACCCCCAGAAUAGCUUGUUGGUAAAGGCACCACACAAGGAUAUCACCAAUGUCUAUGUACCAAGUAGGAAGAGAGGCAGGAAGUCCUGGCCCGAAACGAUGGCGUGGCGAGUAAAUAUCGGCACCCUGACUCAACCUCACCAUCGAAUAAUUGCAUCCUACUCCCUUAGUCACGCUCAGUCAGUUAUCAUUGUCCGAAGCAGAGCACGAUUUGAGAGAGCGAGAAGAGAAUUGGAGAUGUUUAAUAAGGAGAGAGUGGAGUGGUGGCAGAGCAUUGGUAUUCGGUCUGGGUAUCGUGAUGGCAGGCGGCAAUGCAGAGAAGGAGUCACACAUCCUAUAAAGGACCAAAUGGACAGGAUAGUAGUCGAACACAUGACUGCGUUCGAUGAGGUUGUCAACAUCAUCAACACAACUCACGAAGAACUACAGAGGACCAAGGAAAAUGGGCUAAAGUCAUGGCUAGCAUUCCGCACGUCCGAGGCUAUUAUGACUUCUUCAUCGAGAUCGGAUGACAAGUCCUCUUCUUUCCGCAUCAUGCACCCGGCUCUCAAAGCAGCUUUUGAAGCUGCCUAUCCACCAAAACAUCCGGCCCAUAAGGACCUUGUUACUAUUGACUUUGGGGAAUUCCUCGGUCACGCCAUUGGCGAUGAGAUGUUUGCUAAGCUGUCUUUCGAGAUCAAUAAGAAGAUCAAGGAAUUGGUCCACACAUAUGCCUUUCACUCUCACUCUGGAACCUUUGGGGAGUCCUCUCGGCCUCCUGCGAAUUCUUUGCUCGAAGAAUGCAUGGACGAUCUCAACGAACAGCCUAGUUGUCAGAAAGAUAUCCUUGAAAGUCCAUCUUUCGGUUCGGUUUUCAGGGCAGCCAUUGGUUUUGAUGUCCUGAAAUGGAUGUUUGAAGAACGGCAAGAUAUCUUAGCAACUUCCAUAAAGCAGAUUGCGGUGCCUAUGGAAGCUAUGCAUCCCCGAGUUUUUCGGAUGCGUGCAAGGCGAGAAUAG
This is a messenger RNA of Fusarium oxysporum Fo47, 1800 nucleotides long. RefSeq lists its product as uncharacterized. The record is from RefSeq and is a predicted model, not a curated record. The transcript is spliced from 2 exons. Bases 1 to 1800 code for a protein of 599 amino acids. Lineage: Eukaryota; Fungi; Ascomycota; Sordariomycetes; Hypocreales; Nectriaceae.